Molecule: messenger RNA, 10387 nt
Organism: Blepharisma stoltei
Lineage: Eukaryota; Ciliophora; Heterotrichea; Heterotrichida; Blepharismidae
Source: the annotation of a GenBank genome assembly
AUGGAUAGUCAAAAUAAGACUCACCACGUUUCUAAGAGAGAAAAGAAACGUCUAAAACAAAAAGAAGGUGUUACAAACGAAUCCUUACAUCCAAUAGCUACUCUUUUAGCCCAAGACGUCCUGAAGCGAUUCAUUCUUAAUUGUCAGUUCCUUCAAUCAGAACAUGAUCUUUUUGAUUUACGAAAAAACAGAGAAAAUACAAGAUUCGCUCAUUACACAGAUGUGUGGCUUGCUUGGCUUAAAUAUCAAAUUAUCGCUUAUGAAAAAGAGCGGUUUAUGGGUUUAGAAGCUCCUCAGGUUGAGGACAAAAUGACCCCUAACUCCCCCCCUCCGUGAGUGAACAAAAAAAUUUUGUUCACACUCACGGAGGGGAGUUAAUGUUAAUGUUAAGACGAUGUGUAUUUAAGGUCCCUACUUCCAUGCGUGGCAUUCCUCCUCCGCGCUCCUUAAGGAGCCGUGCCGGCACGAGCGAAAAGGAUGGACUUCCAUCACUGGUUCUCUGAGCCCAGGCCGAAACCCCUGGUUUCUCGGUAGUGGGUUGCCCUAUUGGGUCGUCAACCGACCUUCGCCGGGCACCACCAUUUCCAACUCAGCCUUCCGCCCCGAAUUACGCCAGUCUUUGCCUCCGGUUGGCCAGAUCGCCCCACUUGACUGGGACCCUUUUGUACUGGAGAAACCGCCUUCUGGUUGUCUAGUCUGCCUUUCCCUUUUUCCCAGCUUAUCCGCUUGAGAAAAUACUCAACCGCUUCCGCGAUUCGGGGCAGACCACUAUAGCAGCUUGAGCAGGUAAUUCACCCUGCUCCAUUUCGGGCACCCACUGGCUAGGGCGCUGCUGGAAAAGAAGAUGCUCCUAACUGCCCUGGGAUCUGACAAGAUCAGCGGGUCUGUGUUUGUCCCUGGGUCGCCACCAGGGUCCAGAUACUGCUGGGCUAAGUCGCUUCUUCAGAAAACCAUGCCCGGAUAUACAUGGGUUACCGUCACUGAAAGGACGGGUCGGUCGCCAUACGCAUUUUAUGUAUAUCCAUGGAGGGGAGUUAAUUUUUUUUUUUAAAAAAAUUUAUAUAUAAAUUUCUAAAAAAUACUUUUUUUCGAAAUUUAAAAAAAUCCUAAUUCGCAAAAAUUAGAAAGCAAAUAUUAAUUUAAUUUAUAAAAUUUAUAUAUUAAAAACGCAAUUCGUUUAAAAUUAAACAGAAUUUGCUCUGGAUUUCAUAAUUAUCAUUUAUAUAUCAAAAAUUUUUUCCAUAAAAAAUUUUUGUUUCACUCACGGAGGGGGGUUUUUGGGCAAAAUAGCGAUUUUUCUAAUGGUUUUGUUCACUCACGGAGGGGGGGAGUAAGGAAUUCCCCAAAUGCUCCUUACUUUUGGAAAGCAUAUGAUUUAUUUGACGGGAUACCAGAGGCUAUAUGGAAAGUCCGCUUCACUAAAAAGGCCAGAAAAACGAUCCUUAAGUGGCCUAUCGAUUGAAGAGAAUCUUUGCUUAAAAGGGUUAUGGAAUUUUCAAUCGGGUAUAUUGCGCCAAAAAUCAACUGCAAAAUACUAAAAGAAGGGCCUUGCAGUAAUAUGAUUUUCUUUAAAACUGACAUAGAAACAGGAAAUAUGAAUGCUUUAAUAGUUGCUUUAGUCGAUAGAUUGCCUAUUGUUAGAGAUGAUUUAGUAUGCCAAUAUAAAUUUUUCCACUAUUUUAAAGUACUUGACUUCGGACAAAGCAACCAGGAGUUAAAUGACGUUAUAGCUGAUUUUUUAAGCUCAAUAAAUAAUGAUAAUGACCGAUAUAUUGAUUGUAAUGAAUUUCCAUCAUUUGAAAAUACUUUUUUUGCCGUCGAAAUCAGACGCCCGGAGCCUAGGGGCCAUUCAGAGGUAAUGCCAAAUGGUGCACGACGCGAUGGUGGCUCGGGAAACCCCUAAGCAGGACGGAAGCCUGUGCCGUAAUGUGGUAAUGAACAUUAAAUCGAGAUAUAAAUUUAUUUAAUGCAAUGAAAAUACUUUUGUCAGAAAUGAUCAGGGCUGGUAUAGACCGAAAUGGUUUAUGCCUAUCUAUUUAUCUUGGGAUGAGUCUCACGAUAUCAUUUAUAAUCCGAAUACUAAAAGAUGGGUAUCUACUAGAACUGCUGAUGAGGAUAAUGAAAUAAAAUAUCAUGAAAAUUCAUUAGUACAAAAGCUAUCAGAAGCUGAAAGCUGCCAAGAUUUAUUGAAAAUCCUUAAUACAAUACCAAAUUUUAAAAUCAAAUUGACUGAUGAGCAGCAAGAAUUGGUAGGAACCCCAGGAAAUGUCUUAGCGAUUGGGAGAUCAGGAACUGGAAAAACCACAUGCUCUAUUUUAAGGAUGUUUUCUUCUGACUUAUUAUUCAAAUAUCGCGCCAAACAAGGUAAUAGGAAGCUAACUCCAUCUGAUUUAGACAGAUCAUCUAAGCUCCAUUGUGUGUUUGUAACUGCUUCUCCUGUUCUCACAAAUGAAGUCAAAAGAUUCUAUGAAAAAUUAAAUACCCAUAUGAAAGAUGAAAUCAAGGCUAGGGAAGACGCCAAAAAAACGAAAGAUUUAGAGCUUGAAGAAAUCAAACUAGAACCUCAGCAGUCUGUAGAGCAUUUCUAUGAAGAAGAAGAAUUAGAAGAGGAAGAAGACCUCGCUUAUGAAGGUCCAAGCUCUUUAGCAUUUUUAAGAGACGAAGAUUUUCCUUUAUUUGUAACUGUCAGAAAAUUAAUUUUCAUGAUUGAUGCGACCUUAAAGAGGCCAUAUUUCGAUAGAACUCUGGAUGGUCAAGUUAUAGGCUCCAAUUUGAAUUUCGAAUGGCAUAAUGAGCAUACAAAUAAUUUAAGAGUCAAUAAAAACGUUUGCAACCAAUAUAGAAAGGAAUAUGAAAUGUAUGAAAAAAUGGAUAGUGAAGACGACUCAGAUAAUGAAGAUGAUGCUGAGUACUAUUAUGAAGGCGUUAAUAGGAAAGCUGUGGCGUAUCGGCCAGUUAAAGUAAAAUCUAAAUGAAGAUGACACCGAAGACGAAACUAUGAAGUCGACUUUAAAAUCUUCAAAGAAAAAUUCUGGCCAAAAAUCAAACAAAAAACUUACUUCUCCGCACUUGUCAUAUGAACAGAAAUUUCUGCCUACAUCAAAGGCUCAGCUGAUUCUUAUAUCUAUAAAGGCUGGUAUUUGCCUAAAACAGUCUACGCUUCUAGAGUUUCUCAAUCGCAAUUGCUUUCAUAUGCUGACAAAUGGAUAGUUUGGGACCUCUUUAUGCAAUAUGAACGAUGGAAAUGCUGUGAAAAUGCUUAUGAUUUCCAAGACGUCGUAAAUUAUAUACUAAACCAGGUUAAUAACCAAAAUUAUUAUGGCUGUCCUAUACACUAUAUGAUGGUUGAUGAAGUCCAAGAUUUAACUCCUGCUACUUUAGCGUUGCUAUUAGAAGUCACCCAACAAAAGUUAUUUUUCUCAGGAGAUACUGCUCAGACUAUAGCUAAAGGAGUAGGCUUUAGGUUUUGUGACCUUAAUCCCCCUCCGUGAGUGAACAAAAAAAUUUUGUUCACUCAUGGAGGGGUUAAUUUUUUUUUUUAAAAGAAUUUAUAUGUAAAUUUUUAUUUUUAUAGAAAAAAUUUUUUUCCAAAUUUUAAAAAAAUCCUAAUUUGCAAAAAUUGGGAAGCAAAUAUUAAUUUUAUUUAUAAAAUUUAUGUUUAAAACACACAAUUUGUUUAAAAUUAAACAGAAUUAGCUCGAGAUUUCAUUAUCAUAAUUAUCACUUAUAUAUAAAAUUUUUUUCAUAAAAAAAAUUUUGUUCACUCACAGAGAGUGGGUUUUUGGGCAAAAAGUAGUGAUUUUUCCAAUGGUUUUUGUUCACUCACGGAGAGGGUGGAGUUAGCAAUUUAUUCAAAACCUCUAGGCUUGAAGUGCCUGCAGUAAGACAAUUGACUAUGAAUUUCAGAUCACAUAACCAAAUAUUAGAGCUUGCAAACUCUAUAGUUGCGCUACUAGAAGCACUCUUUCCAUAUUCUAUAGAUAGAAUGGCUAAAGAGAGAAGCAUUGAAGAUGGGCCAAAACCGAUUUUAAUUGAUAGUGGGAACAUUAACCAUUUAUUUGCACUACUAUUUGGAAGAGAUUCAACACAGACAUCAGAUGGGAUUCAAUUUGGGUGCAACCAAGUAAUUAUUGUAAGAAAUCAAGAUGCUAAAGAAAAAAUAAACCCUUUGUUUAAGCAUGCUUUAUGUUUAACUGUUUUUGAAUCAAAAGGUUUGGAGUUUGAAGAUGUGAUUUUAUAUAACUUUUUUACUGAUAGUGAUAUAUCUAACUCCCCCCCCCCCCCUCCGUGAGCGAACAAAAAAAUUUUGUUCGCUCACGGAGGGGGGUUAAUUUUUUUUUUUUAAAAAAAAUUUAUAUAUAAAAUUUUUAUAAAAAAUAUUUUUUUCGAAAUUUAAAAAAAUCCUAAUUUGCAAAAAUUGGGAAGCAAAUAUUAAUUUAAUUUGCAAAAUUUAUAUGUUUUAAAACGCAAAUUUGUUUAAAAUUAAACAGAAUUAGCUCUAGAUUUCAUUAUACUAAUUAUCACUUAUAUAUCAAAAUUUUUUCUAUUAAAAAAAUUUUUUGUUCACUCACGGAGGGUGGGUUUUUGGUCAAAAAAUGGCGAUUUUUCUAAUGGUUUUUGUUCGCUCACGGAGGGGGGGGGGGAGUAAAGAAAAAUGGAGAGCUUUAGCUAAUAUUUAUAGACUAGACACAAACCCAAAAUACAGGCCCACAAAUUUUGAGGACUUGCAAAACCAUGUCCCAAAGCUUCGUCAUAAAGGUUAUUUUGAUACAAGCAAAUAUGCUUUAUUGUGCACAGAGCUUAAACACUUAUAUGUUGCAGUAACAAGGCCUAAAAAAAGACUUGUUAUUUAUGAUGAUGACCCUGAAAAUCGUUUCUUUAUGCAGGAGUUUUGGAAAAUGAUGGAUGUUGUAAAAAAACUAGAACUUUCCAAUGAAUCUUUUCAAAUAGUUAUAACAGAUCCUGAAGUCAUUGCAAUAGCCCAAAAAUCAAGCCAAGAAGCAUGGAGAAAUCAAGGCUUGCGAAUGAUGUCCCACAAGUUUUAUGACCAAGCCGUCAAAUGUUUCCAAGCCUCUGGUGAUAGAAAGCUUGAAUUAAAUGCUACAGCCCAUUCUAAAGCAAAUGAAGCGACUGAAUUAUUAUCUGAAUCAGAAUCAAAUUUGCUUUAUUAUGUUUCGAAAGUUAGCAGGAUAAAAUGAAGAGAACAAAAAAGAAAAGCUUAUGGGCUAUUUAAUGAAGCUGGAGAUAUUUUUAUGGAUUUGCUAGAAAAUGAUAGCAAAGGGAAUAGUGUGCUUAAGAGGAGAGCAGCUAGAUGUUAUGCAUCAGGCAAAAAGUAUGAAAAAGCAGCCAAGCUGUUUGAGGAAGAAGAAUUACUAGGACAAGCUGCUGAAGCUUAUUUGGCUAAUGGGAAAGUUGAAAAAGCUGGGGAUUUGUUUAAUGAGAAAAAUGAGUUUUUUAGAGCUAUUGAGUGUUAUAGCCAAAUUAGAAAUUGGGAAAAGUUAUUAAGAUGUGUGUAUAGAGAGUUAUUAUGAUUUGACCAAAUUAUGUGCAAUUUAGCAAGGCUAUUUAAUUAUUUAAUCAAAAUUAGCAUAUACGCAUAAAGACUCCAUGACUGUCGAACAAAGGCAAAAAUAUAUCUAUAAAUAUGUCCCAGCUGCCUUAGAAGAUUUGAUGCCAAAACUAUUGCCUACUAUAGAAAAAGAAACGACAUAUGUCAAUAAGGUAAUUGAAGAAGAUAAAAAUAAAAUUGCAGAAGUAAAUGAAAGUGAUGAAGAAAGCGAUGGAGAACAGAAAACAGAAACAAAUGGUGAAAAGAAAACAGUCUUUGUUAUAGGAAGAGGUGAGGAUUAUGAAAAUCGCAAAUUGGCGAGCUCGGAAGAGGAUGAAGGAGAAGAAAAUAAUGAACCUGAAGAAUACAUAUUAAAAGAAGAUGAAGAAAAUAGCGAAGAAAAUGAAGGAGAAGAGGGUGAAGAAAAUGCAGAAAAAAGCUUGGAGGAAUCACAAAAAAUUUUAGAGUCAGCUAGCAAUCCUUUUCUAAAUAAAAGCCAAAUGUCACAAGAUUCAUUUGUUUUGCUGGAAAAUGAAUCUCAAAGUGAUAGUUUUAGCAUCAUUUCAGGCAGUGAAUUUAGGCUGGGUGAAGCUUUGGGUGCAGGAUUAGAAGAUAUAGAUCCAGAAGAUGAGUGGCUUCAGUUAGAAAAUAGAUCUGUUGUAGAAUCCUUAGCAUCUGCUAUUAAAAAAGAUGGAAGCUUAAUGUCAGACUAUUCAAUUAUAGACAACGUGCAUGCUGCUGCCUUAAAUCUAGGUGGGAGACUAGUAUCCACCAAGGCAGAUAUUUUUAUUGAAGAUGAAUCGAUGAGAAAAAUCAUAGAAAUUAUUGGAAUGUUCUCUGACGAAGUCAAUUCUUAUCUAAAAUCACUAACUCUCCCCUUUAAAUUAGAUCAAAAUAUAUUUUCCAUUUUUUAGGGGGGUUUAUAUUAAAUUUUGUUGAUCAUAAAAAUUAAUUUAUAAACUUUGUCUUCACAAGUGCUAACUUUUCUUACUAGUAUUCUGUUUGCACUCUCUCAAUUAAAAGAAAACAGUUUGCAGGUAGAUUUUGAUUUUAUCAGAAUUAAAUGGAGUAUAAAAGCUAUUUGCAUAUAAAUUAUUAUUUUACCUAUUAAAAUUAAUAAUUAUUCAAACAAUAGAAUUUUACUGAUAAUUUGAUCCAAUUUAAAGGGGGAGUGAGAUCUGCUGAAUCCUUAAUGAGCUCUCAAAUAAUGAAAGAAGACUGACAGCUUGUGUCGCUGAUAGACUUAGAUGAUAUGAGCCAAGAGCUACUAGGAGUGAUUUUAGACACUCUUGAAGAUUUCGGUAUGUUUAAAAUGUGCUUAGUCGUAUGCAACAGAUAUCAUCUAGCUGAAAGGCUUGGAAGAUAUGUAAAUUCUUUGGGGUUUAAAUAUUCCAACCUUUCUUCAAUUAAAGUUAAUGAAAUUGAUAAGCCUAGCUUUUUAUUAAGUCAAACUCAAAGAGCAGUCAUUGCAUAUACAGCAGUGCAUAAUGUAUUUGAAAUGCUAAACGCUGUUCUCAUGAACAAAAACUCCUCUUUUUUAGGCUAAAUUUGUUUAUCUCACCCAGUAAAUUUAUCCAUGCAAUGAUUGAGCAUUUAGCCGAGAAGUGCGCGACCCUAAACAGCCAUCCCAGAGAGAAAUAAAUUUUUCUGGAAGUGUCCCCAUCAACCUCAGGCAGUGGAAGCCGGGAUCUUUAGUAUUCUCAACUGCGCAAGUUGGUAGCCCGAGAGCAGCCGUUGAAAGCAGAGCACCCAAGCAUAAGGACUGAACAAGCGAAGCUAAAUAUACUAUAUAUUCGAUAGACAUGGCAUCCUGAGGCAGGAGUGGAAGCCUUGGCAGGUGAAAUAACAGUGGACGAGAGAUAUAAUUAAGUAAGUAAUUAAGUAAGAAAUGCUAAACCCUGAAUAUCUGUCUUUAAAAGAAAAAUUUGACUUGAAAAAUCUUGGCUUUGAAUCUUUGCAAGGGUUACUAUUGCUUGGAUAUUGGAAAAAGACUGUUUACAUAAUGGAUAAAGAGAACAGCUUAGCCGUCACUUCAGCAUUUUUAGACUGGAAAAAUUAUAAAAAUAUUUAUUUGAUGUUUUAUGAAGGCACUGAUAUAAGCAAGGCGUCAAAAGAGGGGUUUGAGUGGUUACCAUUUGAGAUACCUAAAAAUAAUUCUGAAAUGAAUGCUGCAAUUAUAGCGCUCGAUUCUGUGGUUUGGAAUUUAAAUGCAUUUUAUUCUUAUACAAUUCAGAAAAAAUAUAUGGCUAUUUGAAAGGAUAAAUAUCAUGAUUAUAAUCGCUUGCACCUAUUUCUUAUAAAAUAACCCCUUUGGCAUUUAUUUCAAGAAUAUUUAUUAUUGCAAAGGGGGAUAUCUAUACUCUAUCUGGGGAAUUGCCUGAAUUCCCAAGCUAUUUUCCAUAUAACUCUGCAUUUUGGGCUUACCAAAUUAAAAAAGAAGAGAUAAACGAUUUCUCAACAUUUAUCUACUGCUUUGCCACGAUCAAAAAUAUUUUUUCUUUAAACAAGCCAAGAAACAUCCUCAAAAUCUGGGACUCAUUAUCAGCAUUUACCCAAAUUUUUUACGCAUUGCAAUCCAAUACCAAAACUCAAUCUCUUUUACAGGACUUUUCUUCAGAAUCCUUCCAAACUGUUUUGCAAGCAUUAUCAAUGGUAAUUAAAUUUUUAACCACAAACACAACAACUCUCCCUGCAGAUCCUUAUUAUUCAGCCAUUCUUUUUGCAUUACUAUCUCCAUUUGGAAUCAGACAGAUUGAAAAUACAUUAAUUACACAAGUAUAUCCAUAUGCAACCCAUGCAGUUGUCCACAAAAGUAGCAGUAUUUUUAAGCAUGUAAAAAUUAAUGAAAUACCGAACACUUAUAUAGCCGAUAUUGAAGGACAAUUCUUGCUUAUUCCAAUAAAAGAUGUAAAAGAUGCGCUUAUACAAAUAUUUGUCCAAAAUAUUGCUCCUGUCAUAAGAGCGAGGACAAAAAGAUAUAGAGAAAUUGUAUCUAGGACAGAAAAAUUGAUGACAAAAGAAAGAGAUAUUGAAAUUAUUGCAUGUCUAGCAAAUAUUUAUGGCGAGCUCUGAAUGUAUGAUUUUUUGAAAUCACAUGUGUAUGGAAAUCCUUACUGUCUCAAUAGCUAUAUUGAAGGUGAUAUGCUAGGGAAUACAAAAUAUAUAGAGUAUGUAGAAGCUAAUAAAAAAUUAGACAGUUUAUAUGAAAUGACUGAUGGAUAUGAAUACUCGAUUUAUUAUUUGCAAUACACAAGAAACAGCGAAAUUAAGUCAUUAGAAAAGAUUAUCAAUAAUUAUGAGAGAUUUAUGACUGAGUCGUAUGGAUUUAGCAAAAAUGAUAUUAUUAGAUUUUUGCUAGAAAAAAGCAGAUUCUUAUAUUCUUGUGAUGCGAAAAUUACCGAAAUCGCUAAGCAUGCUUUAUUAUCAAAUAUACAGAUUGCUAUUAAUUUAUCAGAGAAAGGCCACCAUGAUAAUGAGACUGUGAAAUUUUUAUGGAUGGCUUAUGAACUCAGCAAAAUCUCUGGAUACUCUUUAUAUUUCCAAGAAAUGUUGAAUUCUCGAUAUAAGUCAAUAUUCAAAAAUGAAGUAAAAUCUCCAAAAAUUUCAUUUUUCUAUAAAUAUGCAUUACUUUAUUUAGACAUUGAUUACUAUUACAAAGCUGGAUACUUAGAAGAUGUUUCUAUUUCUAUAUGCUCAUUAUUUGAAUAUCAAUUUAAAGACUUUGAGAUUCUUACCAAACUCUUCUUAUUCAAAAAGGCUGUAUGUUUAUGGAUUCUUUCACUCGGAAUCAAUGCAUUCUUGCCCAAAUGUUUUGAGCCAUAUUUAUCAUAUUUUGUUCAAGAAGAUAAUAAAUUCAUAAUUACAAGCAUCGUCAAAGGAAAAGACGAAAAUUUGUCUACAGAGCUCAUUAAGUGGUUAUUUGAAGUUUUAAAUAGCAUUUGCACCUCAAGCAUUCCUAUAGACGAAAAAGAAGCAUUUUUAUUAGAAAUGUAUGAAAUCUUCUACUUAAUAUCAGCAUAUGGAAAUACAAAAUUACUAUUCAAAGAAAUUUUCCAAUUAUUUUCAGCUGCCCAAUUUGAACACUCGAUUAGAUUUAAGCCUUUUUCAGAAAAUCUUUUAAGUGUAUUUGAAAUAGAUACUGAAGAAAAAUUAGAAGAAUUCCAGAAAAACACAGAAAGCCAAUGCAAUUUUACAGAAUUUAUUGUAAUUGAGCAUAAAAAUAUUAAAGAAAAUAAAAUCGCUGCUGAAGAGUUAAAUAAAUGGUGGUUUGAUGAAUGCAGAGUAUUAGCAUUAAGACACCAAGAAGAAAGGAAAUUAAGGAGAUUAAACAUAAGAAAAGUAAGGAGAAUUAAGAUAGCCAACCCAAUAGAGCAAAUGUAUUUUUCAGUGCUUUCAAAUAAACUAGCUGAGACUGAAGAACAAAAGCCACGAAUUAUGUUAAAAGCAUGGAAAAAUUCAAAAACCCAUAUGAAGCUGCUAUAUAAAAUCCAAAAAUACCAAGCCAUGCUACUUAAUUGUCUCUACACAGUAUCCUCUGCAAAGGCUUUGGAUUUUCACUAUCUCCUAGGGCAAAUGACUUUCAUUACUAAUAUAAACGAAGAAUUCCAAAAGUAUGCCGCAUCUGGUUAUGAUGAUUUAGAAGAAUUCGUCACAAAAUCUUUUUCACAAAUAAAAGAAAGCAAAGUGAAGCUUAAGUCGUGGAAAAAAGUUAUGGCCCCAAUCCUUCUUUUGGGUAAUAAUCAAAUACAAGUAAAGAGAAAAUGGAAUACAAAAUGGAUUGAAAAGAAAGCGAAAACUUUUAAAAAGAGAAGACCUAGAGAUCCGUUUAAACGUUACUAA